Physeter macrocephalus (sperm whale) is the source of this 1954-nucleotide messenger RNA. RefSeq names its product guanine nucleotide-binding protein G(olf) subunit alpha. Gene Ontology annotation, biological process: sensory perception of chemical stimulus; adenylate cyclase-activating dopamine receptor signaling pathway. The record is from RefSeq and is a predicted model, not a curated record. Lineage: Eukaryota; Metazoa; Chordata; Mammalia; Artiodactyla; Physeteridae. The transcript has 6 exons. Bases 175 to 819 code for a protein of 214 amino acids. Gene Ontology annotation, molecular function: GTPase activity; G protein-coupled receptor binding; G-protein beta/gamma-subunit complex binding. Gene Ontology annotation, cellular component: heterotrimeric G-protein complex.
CGCCCCCUACACCAACGGAAAACGCGGAAUGGCUUUCGGGGGCAGUGAGGGGCCGGAGACCCGCCUCAUCCGUGCCCCCCGGCCUGCAGGCUGCAGCGCCGCGCCGGGUCCGCGUGCAGCCCCCUCCCGUCCCUCGGCUGGGGUCCCGGCGUGAGCCCCACUCCCCGCGCCCACAUGGGGCUGUGCCACAGCCUCCGGCCGCUGCUCUUCGGGGACCCGGAGCCGCCCUUGGAGGGGGCGCGGUCCGGCCCAGACCAGACCCCGGACCCGGACCUGAACCCGGUCACGACCCCGGUCCGGACCCCGGCGGGGGCAGGCGCGGCACGGACCCCCGCGCAGAAAGAGAGGCGGCGGCGCGCGGACCAGCAGCGCGCGGAGGAACGCGAGGCCAAGCGGGUCAGCAGGAGCAUCGACCGCCGGCUCCGCGAGCAGAAGCGCGACCUGCGGCGGACUCACCGGCUACUGCUGCUCGGGGCUGGUGAGUCUGGGAAAAGCACUAUCGUCAAACAGAUGAGGAUCCUGCACGUCAAUGGAUUUAAUCCCGAGGAGAAGAAACAGAAAAUUCUGGACAUCCGGAAAAACGUUAAGGAUGCUAUUGUGACAAUUGUUUCGGCGAUGAGUACUAUAAUUCCCCCAGUUCCACUGGCCAACCCAGAAAACCAGUUUCGAUCAGACUAUAUCAAGAGCAUAGCCCCCAUCACUGACUUUGAAUAUUCCCAGGAAUUCUUCGAUCACGUGAAGAAGCUCUGGGAUGACGAAGGUGUGAAGGCCUGCUUCGAGAGGUCCAACGAGUACCAGCUCAUCGACUGCGCCCAAUAGGCGUUUCUAUUUAAUACCAAGGAAAAAGCAAAAAGAGAGACUCCGUUCAAAAGUGGUGAACGAUUGCUCCACAGAAGUGAAUGCUCCUGACCCUAUAAAAGGAUCUCUGUCUCACCUGUGUGCUUGAGCUGGCGGUACAGGUAUGCUGCUGAAAGAAACGGGAAGAGGAGAAAUGGAAAAACCAAAAUACUGAUUCAAGAUACAAUUCCCAUACUGAAAAGAUGUCUUGAUAUCUCUAAAAAAUAUCUUUAUGGAAACUGGCAGGUAAUUUUAUAAGAAGUUAUUUCCAUAGGAUUUUGAGCUGUUCUUCUCCACACAGUACCCGACACGGUAACAUCUCAUUAAAUAUUUGUUGAAUGAAUACGUAAAUCUAAUCGGGUAUUUUAAACUCUCCGUUAUGGAUGGGUCAGUGGGCCACUGCUGGCUGUUCCCCACCAUGCCUGGAACAAAGCCCAGCACAUAGUAGGUGUUCAGAAAGCAACUGUUACGUGAAUGGACUUUUACAUUUUAAUUGUUCAUUCUCGUUUGUACAGAAUUCAUCUUUCUCUAAAACUCAGAUAAAGGCACAAUAUCUGUUCAUAGCAGCGUUAUUCAAAAUAGCCAGAAAGUGGAAAUAACGCAAAUGUCCAUCGUACGAUGAAAGGAGAAACAAAUGUGGUCUAAUCAGACAUGACUGUGGUUCACCCUUGACAGGACGAAAGGCUGGUUCCUGCUUUCACAUGGCUUCCUUUCAAGCAGAAGCAUUCACUUCUGCUCAGAGAAAGCGGGCUGCUCUAGUAAAUAGUACGUUACACAAGGACUUCCCUCCUUCCAGUAAACAGUGAGCGUGUGUUCACACUGUCAAGAAGUGUAAUUACAGCCUUUCAGGUGUGAUUCAGGGAGUGAGGAAGCUGCCCUUUGGUAAUUUCACAUCAAAGAAAGCUUUCAAAAAAGGAAGAAAGUAAAACCGUCCUUCUUCCUUACACCAAAUUCCAUUGAUCACAUAAUAAUUAAACUCCAUGAUACCAAUAGAAAGCUACCUUUCAAAUACAAGCUUCAUUCUGUUCUUAUAUUAACUUACUAAGCACAGAUGGAAUUCCCGUGUGCUCGCUAACAGUUUUAUCCACGUGAUCACAGUUAAGUGCUUGGUACUCGG